UCGAUAACAAUAAUAAAUAACAAAAAUCUACUACAAUUGUUUCUGUUUGUGUUAGAAUAUUUUAAUAAAGUAGUGAAAAUUAUUAAAAUUUAAAAACACCUACAAUUAUAUAUUGAUCCAAACAAAUUGAUUUAAGGGUGUACAUAGAUCGACGUAUUUUCGUUUUAAUAAAAUAUGAGGGAUCGUGAACGUUAUAAAGAUAAAGGACAUGACCGUUCUAAAGAUAAACAUCGUGACCGUUCUAAUAGUGUAACUAGAACACGUAGGGGUAGGUCUCACAGUUCAUCGCCAAGGAUAAGGCGUGAACCACGCGAAAAGUCAAGAAGCCCUCGUCGUGGUCGUUCACGAAGUUCUCCACGAUCUAGACGUGAUGUUAGAAAAAGAAGUCGUUCCCGUCCUCGUCAUUCACGAUCAAGAUCACCUGUAAGACGUCAUUCUAGAGAUAGAGAGCGUCGUCGUUCUAGAAAUCGUGAUUUGCGAAGAUCAAGGUCAAGAACACCAAUAAAAAAAGAUAAAAAAAUUAUUAGAUCAGUUCAACACACAGCUCCUAAAAUUACCGAAGAAGAUUUACGUGGUAAAACAGCAGAAGAACAGGAAAUGAUGAAAAUUAUGGGUUUUUGUAACUUUGACUCUACUCAAGGUAAAGAAGUUGAUGGUAAUAAUGUUGGUGAUGUUCAUGUGAUACUUAAACGGAAAUAUCGACAGUAUAUGAAUCGUAAAGGUGGAUUUAAUAGGCCUCUAGACUUUGUAGCUUAAGUAACUCUUGUAUAGCUUAUUUAUUACGUUACUUUAAUAUAAACAAUUGUAUCUAAAUUUGACAAAUUAUAUUAUUAUAUAUAAUAUUAA
Molecule: messenger RNA, 846 nt
Organism: Sipha flava (yellow sugarcane aphid)
Lineage: Eukaryota; Metazoa; Arthropoda; Insecta; Hemiptera; Aphididae
Product: U4/U6.U5 small nuclear ribonucleoprotein 27 kDa protein-like
Exons: 2
Coding region: 175-756 (193 amino acids)
Biological process (GO): RNA splicing
Cellular component (GO): precatalytic spliceosome
Source: RefSeq, a predicted model, not a curated record